CCUUUCGUACUGUGAAGAGGAGCGGGCGGAUUUCGCCCGGUCGCUUCGCGCUUUGGCCUGCGGAUGGCGCCGGAGGAGCGUCGAAGGGGAGCAGACGAGGAGGAGGAGGAGGAGGGCGACGAUGAAGACGAUCGAACGGAUUAGACGCUUUGCGGUCUUGUGCUGAGCCGAAAACGCGAGCAAAUGGCCUUCAAGAGCAAAGCGCUCGACUCCAAGCUCAUAAAGAAUUUGGCCGUUAAAGGAGCUCUCAACGCGCUUGAGGGUUCAACGCUGAGGCUUUUUCUGAGCUGACGAAGCGGCGCCAGGCCGCUAAUUGCCCGCGGACGGUUUUCUUCAACCUGCUGCUGUGCCUGCUCGUCUUCUACGCCCUGUUUUACAUGAUCGGGAGCGUUUGUUUCGGUGCCUUCAGGUUAGACGACUUUGACGGACGGAUCCCCUUUGACUUCAAGACCAAGCCGGAGGACUCGGCGUCCAAGUACUUGGUCAACCUGCUGUCCUUGGAGCUGACCUACUUCUGCAGCGGCUUGCUGUUUGCCGCCGUGGUCAAGAGGCGAGUGUGGGACUACGCGCUCACCGUCACUUGCCUGCACGUCUUCAUCAGCAGCCUCGGUGAGCGGAGUCAGUCGUCUUUGGGUGCGAAGCGCGUCGCCCUCACGCUGUUUAUGUUUCGCGCCGCAGUGAUGCUGGAGUUUCCGCUGGCCUGGCGGUGGUGGUUGGCCUUAGGUAGUGGCUUGGUUCUGAUGGUGUGCAACGGUCAGCUGAUCGCUUACUUGGCCUGCCAGGAUGACCAAAGCUACGUUACCUUCACCGUCUACUAAGUGAAGCGUUUGCCGACGCAAAAGCGUUCCCUUGGUUCGACAGCGCCGUGCAAAAGUUUUGGACCGCCGUUUGCAUUUCUCGUUUUAGCAGUCCAACGGACCCUCGCAUACGCACACUUGUUUCUUUGUUCUUUUUUAGGAGACAAACCGUUGAAAAUAGUGCGACCGUUGACCCCCGACCAGAUGACGACCAGCUCUUACCGCGCUAAUCGCCAAAGGUCCGCCGGGUUGGGCUCCGGCUCACCCUCGACCCAAACGGAGGUAAACGCUCCAAAACGGCAUCCGGCAAAUUCGUCACGUUUCUCCCGCUCGUCGGCAGUUUUACGGUUUCUGCCUUACUUUGACGUCACCGAUAACGCUUGGACGCACCACGAGGAGAUGUUUCUGGAUUUCUACUGUACGGAAAUUCUUUUGACACUUUGGGAAGUUGUGAACGUAAUAACGGGAUGGCAAAGUUGUUUUUUUAUGUUGGAAGAAUUAAAUGUGGCAUAACUACUGGUACAUUUUCUGAUUUUUUUUUUUUUUUUUGCCUUGGCAUACUGCUAAAAUGAGCAUUUCAAAUAUUAUUGAAUUGAAGAUUUUCAGCUUUAUUUCAGAGGUUUCCCAACAAUAAGAUAUAUUAUCAUUUAGAAAUUACAGCCAUAUGUCAAAGGAACUUGGCCAGACCGCUAAUUGCACUGACUUUUAUUUUUUUCCGAUUCAUGAAUUUCUUAAAUUUGGACCCCCACACAUUUGUGAACAAGUGGGGAUAUAUGGCCACUUAGCAUAUUAGCAUAUUUGUGGUUUGUUCCCCACA
This is a messenger RNA of Syngnathoides biaculeatus (alligator pipefish), 1614 nucleotides long. RefSeq names its product putative transmembrane protein 244. The transcript is spliced from 6 exons. The record is from RefSeq and is a predicted model, not a curated record. NCBI's taxonomy places the organism in Eukaryota, Metazoa, Chordata, Actinopteri, Syngnathiformes, Syngnathidae. Bases 378 to 818 code for a protein of 146 amino acids.